CGUCACUGAUCAGGUGACGGGGGACGGUUCUGCCUGAUGACAGCUCGAGGGUUAGGGCGGCAGCCGGGAGUGCGGCGCUCACUCGCCUAGUACCGCGGAGAUGCUGCGAAACGGGUCCGUUGGGGCCUCCUCCACUUCCAAGGGCGCGUCCGCCGCCCACCCUCCCGUGCGUGUCUGGUGCGACGGAUGCUAUGAUAUGGUACAUUAUGGGCACUCCAACCAGCUGCGCCAGGCUCGUGCGAUGGGGGAUUAUCUUGUUGUGGGAGUCCACACAGAUGCGGAGAUCUCCAAGCAUAAAGGUCCUCCUGUCUUCACUCAAGAGGAAAGAUACAAAAUGGUAAAGGCCAUCAAGUGGGUGGACGAGAUUGUGCCGGGAGCUCCCUAUGUUACAACACUAGAAACUCUGGACAAAUACAGCUGUGACUUCUGUGUGCAUGGAAAUGACAUCACACUUACUGUGGAUGGCAAGGACACUUAUGAAGAAGUAAAGAAUGCUGGGAGAUAUCGGGAAUGUAAACGCACUCAGGGGGUGUCCACUACAGAUCUGGUUGGCCGUAUGCUGCUCAUGACCAAGGCUCACCACAGUAAUAUUGAUGAAGAUGUGGAUUAUCAGAAGCACAAAGAUAACUUUGGGAAGGGUCCAAAAGGUCACAGUCCCUGGACUGGAGUCUCUCAGUUUUUGCAGACAUCCCAGAAGAUCAUCCAGUUUGCAUCAGGCAAAGAGCCACAACCAGGGGACACCAUCAUCUAUGUAGCUGGUGCCUUUGACCUCUUUCACAUUGGUCAUGUGGAUUUUCUGGAGAAAGUGCACAAGUUGGCAGAGCGACCCUAUAUCAUUGCGGGACUGCAUUUUGACCAGGAGGUGAAUCUGUACAAAGGCAAGAAUUAUCCCAUCAUGAAUGUGCAUGAACGAACUCUCAGUGUUCUGGCUUGCAGAUAUGUUUCUGAGGUGGUGAUUGGAGCACCUUAUGCAGUCUCUGCUGAUCUGCUGGAUCAUUUUAAGGUUGAUCUUGUAUGCCAUGGGAAGACAGAGGUAGUACCAGACAGGGAUGGGUCAGAUCCGUAUGAGGAACCAAAGAGACGUGGUGUCUUCCGACUUGUGGACAGUGGCAACAAUCUCACUACGGAUCUGAUAGUGGAACGAAUAAUUAAGAACAGGUUGGAGUUUGAAGCCAGAAACCAGAAGAAAGAAGCAAAAGAACUAGCUGUACUGGAAGCCAUGAAAAGAAGAGAGGAGGCCAAACAGAAGGCUGCUGUACCAGACCAGGAAAACCAUGAGAGCUAGCAUGGGGAGGAGUGCAGCAGAAUCCUCCCCUCCUGGAGCUGCAGAAUUUUCCUGGAGGAUAGGGUACUGCUGCCAGCCGCAGUAAGGCCUGUGGUCGCAGUUCUCCUGACUUCCAGUGUACUAACUACAUUUGGAUAUCCAAGAUGCUGCUGCUAGUAAGACCAGGCCAACUUCCCAAUGGGAAGAUUUUUAACAUUGCCCUCCCAAUAACUGUUUUUAAAUCCAAUUAACAAAACACUGUGCGGUUUUACCUCCUGACAUUGGAGCUGGGAAAGAGGGUCAUCUCUGCUCACCUUCUUUUCUCUGUCAUUUCUGUCUAUCAGAGAAAAUUCAUGAACCUUUAGCGUUGUCCUUCCUGGCCUGGCUCAUUGCCUAGAGCACUGAUGGGGUCCUAGAGUACUCAGUGGAGUUGGACCAGGUGCCCGUGGGCUUGUACUGGGCACAAAGAGAGAAAGUGGUAUAGAGUCAAUCUGGUGCUGUUUCCACUGCCUUGCAUUUGAUAUACUUCCAGUCUGUUAACUGUGGAUGGAGCUUAGACAUCCCCAGGCUUCCCCACCGACAGACUGCAUCCUACCUUUUCUGCAUGUUUGUUGAUCAGCUUGUCAGCUAAGUAAUAGAGGGAUGGGGCUACAAUGUUAUAUAUUGCCACAGCAUAAAAAGUACGGUAUAAACAUUCUGGAGAUCUCAUUGGGGCUGGAACUACUUCCUAGAGCCCUGAUACAGUGGGGGCCUCACACUCUUCCACACUGGCCUUGCAGGUCUUUCAUAGUGGCACUGAUCUCAGCACGCUCUCCAUCAUAUUUAAAUUAUUUGUACUACCAAGCUGGAUGUCAUUUGACUGAGGCCUCUUUCCUUACACAUUGCAGGGAGCAUGUUGGGGUUAAGUAAAAAGAUCAGCUUGGUUUUUUCCUCCAGCAGGCUUUUUUCUAUCAAUCUUGUAUAUUUCAAGCAGUGGAAAUUAAUAAAAUGUUGAUAACUAGUGUGUCAAUGACAGUUCUUAACCUGAGAUGAGUUGAGAAGAGACCACUACGAUUUUUGGUCUAGCUGAGAAUGAUGAGGUUUCCUAGGAAAGAAAUGUGUGUGUAUUUGUGAUAUACUAACUGGAGACUGAUCUCUCCCAUUUACGGGGAGGGUGAAAUGUGGUAUUUCUUUGUUUGUCUGUGAGGCACUAAUCUCCAGGUUGUGUGACAUCUCCUACAGGAAUUUGCAGUAAUAACUGUCAGCAUGGAAAGUACCUAUCAUUACAGAAACAGCUUAAUCUUUAAAAUGAGCAUGCAGGGAUAACGGCUUAUUCCCGUAGCAGAAAAAGAGAGUUUCAACAAAAAGUGGCCAGAGUCUCUUCGUUGGGGGAGGGUGGGAGAGGAAAGGGUAAUUACCUCAGGCCAAGCCUAUAAUGGCUGGAAUCUUAUCAAGAUCAGAAUUUCUCACAAAUAUUUUUUAACUGCAGAGGACAUCAAAUUUGAUCGCCACAGAGUUUAUUGUUAAUUUUUUAAUCUGAGAGUUGAAAGGAUCAUUUAGUCCAACCCUUGCCAGCAUAGAAACAAUACAAUAAACCUUUGGCAUAGUAUGUUGUGAAUAAACACGGUUACUGAAUUUGAGGAAAGUUAUACUUGCUGUCUAUGAACAGUUAUACAUACCAAUGUCACGGUUCGUUUAUGAAAAGGAUAACGUGAAUUUGAAAUUUAACAGUUAGUUCAAUUAUAAAACAAAAAGUUUAUAAAACAAAAGGUAUAAUUCAGUUAAGAUUAAAAUCCAAGUUUAACAUAUUUCUAGCAGAUCCCCAGUUUCAGCAUGUUUACUAAAAAGGUGUAGCCUUCCCCAUAAUCUGUCUAAGGCGGUAUAUAAUACUUUAUAAUGCAGAGUAGCAUAGAAACAACAACUAUAGUAUCCCUGACAAACAGGUGUCCAAUUGAUACUUAAAAAUCUCCAACUAUGAAGAAUCUGCCACCUGAUGAGGGAGGCUUUACAGUGUUGAACAUACUGCACCAUCAAUUUCUGCCUCCAUUUAAACAAUACAUCCUUUGUUAUAGCUAAUACCCAUUAACCUGAGUUCUGUAAUUUAUUACAACUGAGAACAUACCACUCCAUUCUCUACAUGGCAACCCUUUAAGUAUUGGAAGGUGGCAAUCAUAUCAGCUUACAAACAUUUCUUCUCCAGUACAGCGAUUCUCAGCUCAUUUAGCCUCUCCGCAUAGGUUUUCAAGCCUCUCACAAGCUUUGUUGUCCUACACUGGAUUUGUUCCGGCUUAUCAACAUGCUUCUUAGCUAUGAUGUCCAAAACUAGAGACAAUAUUUUAAGUGAUGUCUAACCAAGGCAGUGUAGAGUGGCAUCAAUACCUCAUUAUACUUUUCUAAUGCAGCCUAAGAUCACAUUAGAUUUUUUUACCUCAGCAUCACACUGUUGGCUCAUAUUUAGUUUGUGAGCUACUAAGACCUGCAAUCAUUUUCAUAGGUCAUUCUACAUAGCCAGGUUUCACCCAUAAAUUUACAUAAUUGAUUUUUAUUCCCCAAUUGCAACACUUUACUCUUGUUCCUAUUAAACUUCAUUUCUCAUUUGUCUGGGCCCAAUCCUCCCUCCCAUCAAAGUCCAGCUGCAUUCUAUUUCUAUUGCUAAAGUAUUUACUCCUCCCAGUUUAGUAUCACCUGCAGAUUUGAUGAGCACAUUCUGCAUUCCCUCAUCUAAGUAAUUAAUAAACGUCACUGGGUGCAAAACAGAACCUUCAGGCACCCAAUUUUUUACUUCCUUCUAGAUUGAUCGGGAACCAUGAACUAUCUCCCUUUGGGUAUAAUCUAUCAAUCAGGCCAUAAUUCACCUAAAAGUAAGAGAGUCUACUCCAUAUGGGGUUGGCAGAUACUUCCUGGCAACAGGGGAAUAGGUCUUACCAGGCACAAAUCGAGGCCUCGGCCUUGAUGACAUUGGCAUGUUGAUGCCACUUCUGAUGCUGAAUGGUGCCAGGGGGAGGAGGCCCAAAGCUGACCCCUGCCCCUGAUGGGUCUAGCAACCUUAAGUCUGUAUCUCAGCAAUUUCUCCAAAAGAAUGUAAGGGGCAGCAUCAUGUCAAAAGCUUUACUAAAAUUGAAACAGGCCAUUUCCCCUGAUCUAUCAAACUAGUAACUCAGAAAGAAAUAUACAUCAGAAUGAUCUGACAUUAUUUAUUCCUAAGAAAACUGUGCUGAGAUUCAACAUAGAAACAUGGAUCUAUAAAGGAACUCAAGGUCCACCCCCCCUGCAUAAUGCGGGAAAUUCACAACUACCUCCCCCCACCCUCCCCCAGUGACCCCUGCUCCAUGCCCAGAGGAAGACAAAAAACAUCCAGGAUUCCUGAACAAUCUGUUUUGGAGGAAAAUUCCUUCCUGACCCCAAAGUGGUGGUGGGCUUCCCUGGGCCUGUAAGAAAAGGCCACAACAGCUGAGCACUAACUUAUCUCUUCCUGUCCUCCCUCUCACAUCAUGUCUCUGCAAAUGUCCUCAAACAGACCCCUUACUAAUCUGUUCUAAAAUCUUGCCUGAAAUCAGUAUCAAGCUAACCAGCCAAUAAUUUCUUGGAUCAUCUUUUUGUCUUUUUUUUUAAAAAAAUAGACCUGUUAGCUUUUUUCCAGUUCUAAAGUACCUUGCCCACCCUCCAAGUCUUUUCAGAAAUGAGAGGUUCUGAGAUGACAUCCACCAACCCCCUAGGACAGGGGUGGCCAAAUGGCGGCUCUUGAGCUACAUGUGGCUCUUCAGCACAUAAUGUGCAGGGAGGCUGUGUUUUGACCAUCUAUUUAGAGUCUUAGCCAAAGAAGUAUCAUUAGCAAUGUCUGUUUUUAUCCCUUUUGUUUUUUUAUGUUUGGCAGCCUCAUUUUAAUGUUAAUACAAUUGAUAAAAUUACAUAAAUUAAUAAUUAUUAUUUGUGUAUUUCUUAAUCUUUAUAUAAAAGGUUUGCAACAAAAUCUGCAUGUAACAAUAAAAAUGUGUGUGUGAUAUUUGUUCAUGUCUUGUGACUCAAAUAUUUGAAGUAUAUGCUAUGUGGCUCUUAUGUUAAGCAAGUUUGGCUACCUCUGCCUUAGGAGGUGUCUUAUCUCUUUGUUCAGAGACUGUUGUUCUCCAAUUUGCUACUAUCCCCUGUGGGUAGAAAGAGAGGCAAUUUUUUUUGAACGGGCUGUGGGGAAAGGAUUAAGCACCACCUAACCCCAUGGUGGCGAACCUUUGGCACUCCAGAUGUUAUGGACUACAAUUCCCAUCAGCCCCUGCCAGCAUGCCCAAUUGGUCCUUGCAACCACUUGUAUCAAAUUCAGAGUUCCCUGCCCUGCUGCUGUACUUUAGUUAGGGAAAGAAAAAAAGUAAGGAGCUGGCGCACCACCUGUAUCUUAUCUAGGUUGACCCAAAUUGAGUACUUCUGGCUUUCUUAAGGAGAAGGAGUGAAUUUCUAGCACCAGAUCAAUGAUCCCCUCUAACCUCCUAAAUUAUCUUUGGAAAGUGACUGAGCUUACCCUAGUGGCUAAGAGAGAAGGCCUUUUUGGAGUGUGUCCAGUGGUAGGUAGUCAGAAAAUGUUACUUUCCUCAAAGGCAAAUAUCUGGAAGAAGUUGAGGAGGAAUGUAAUGUGAAAUAUUAUACAUUUAGUUUAAAGGGUUCAGCUGCUUCUCAUGGCUCAGCUGCUUCUCUUCAAAUGUUAAUUUUGGCAAGGAAAGAUAAGUGGGGAACUGGAAUUGUCUUCCAACUGAUCAAUAUAAGAUGAUACAUGUACUGCCCCAAAGGGCCUGAGUUAUUUAGAUAUAGCAAAUAUGUAUGUAUUAGCAGUUAAGGAAAGAAAAACUAUCCCUUUAAGAUAUAGAAUGAAGGUGUACUAAACGAGAAAUGUGUUUUCUACUAGGAAUGAGGAGAUGAGUCAUAAGAGAGGAUGCUUGUGAUAAGACUGCUGGAUGGCUAGGCAGAAGGGCAAGGUUUGUAUCAGGUUGUACGUACUGAGCAUGCUUAAUAGGCUAAAGCAUAUUAACUUCUCCUCCUGCUCUGAUGACAAACUGUAUUAUAAUGAUUGUACAAGAAGAAUAUGGGAGGGUGCCACAUAUUAAGGAAUAACAUGUAAAUAGGCAGACCAGAAAGUUGUGACUAAGUACUCGUAACCAAUGGGGGAACAAAGAGGAUGUAGCAAAUUUGGGAGAAGGGAAUAAACAUGCUGUGGAUAUACUGUUUUAGUGGAGUCUGCCCAUGUGGGGACGGCUCCCCUUUCUUUGCAAAUAAAGCUACUUAAAACUCU
Messenger RNA from Sphaerodactylus townsendi, 6518 nucleotides. RefSeq names its product phosphate cytidylyltransferase 2, ethanolamine (gene PCYT2). The coding region runs from base 101 to 1285 and encodes 394 amino acids. The transcript is spliced from 13 exons. Gene Ontology annotation, cellular component: cytoplasm. NCBI's taxonomy places the organism in Eukaryota, Metazoa, Chordata, Lepidosauria, Squamata, Sphaerodactylidae. The record is from RefSeq and is a predicted model, not a curated record. Gene Ontology annotation, molecular function: ethanolamine-phosphate cytidylyltransferase activity. Gene Ontology annotation, biological process: phosphatidylethanolamine biosynthetic process.